AUGGCUCAGUGGAUACGUGAGCAAAUUGUCAAUAUGGAAUCCAGAUAUAAUGACCUAGGGUAUAUCGGUGGUGGUUCCUACGGAACGGUAGUUUCCGCGUACGACAAUCAAACCAAUGAGAGGGUGGCCAUCAAGAGGAUUGUAUUAGACUAUCGACAGUUAAUUUAUAAGUACACACUUCGCGAGAUUAAAAUACAGUCCCGUUUUAAACACGAGAAUAUCAUUGAUAUCCGGGACAUAAUCAUCAAACCCGGUGUCAAUGACAGGAUGUGCGUGUAUAUUGUCCAGACCCUUAUGGAUACCGACUUACAUAAACUACUAGAGCAUACUAGGCUGCCCAAAGUGCACGUAUGCUAUUUCCUAUAUCAAAUAUUGCGUGGAUUAAAGUACGUACACUCGGCUAACGUACUGCACCGGGACCUCAAGCCCAGCAAUAUAUUAGUGAACAAUACGUGUGAUUUGAAAAUCUGUGACUUCGGGAUGGCCCGGGUGUCGGACCCCCACUACGAACAGACCCGUAGCCUAACUGAAUACGUGACCACUCGAUGGUAUAGAGCGCCGGAGAUUAUGCUCAACAGUAAGGCCUACACCAAAGCCAUUGACAUUUGGGCGUUCGGCUGUAUAUUAGCCGAGAUGCUCGACAAUCGGCCCCUAUUUCCAGCCGUAAAUUAUCUGGAUCAUUUGAAUCGCAUACUGGACGUACUGGGCUCGCCAUCAGCCGAUAACUUGAACUUCAUAAUCAACCCGAGAAGUCGAGCGUACAUACAAUCCCUACCGUUCCGGGUUAAGGUGCCCUGGGCACAAAAGUAUCCUGAUGCUGAUCCCGAUGCCUUGGAUCUAUUGGACCGGAUGUUGACAUUUAAUCCCUUGCAUAGGAUUACGGUGGACGAGGCACUGGCCCACCCAUACCUCCGUGAGUACUACGAUAUCAGGGAUGAGCCGGUAGUCGACCAGCCCUUCACGUUUGAGAUGGAGUCGGACGACCUGUCAAAGGAGGUGCUCAGGGAACUGGUGGUCGAGGAGACGUUUAGGUUUCAUACCAGGGUUGUCACGUGUUAA
Oppiella nova is the source of this 1059-nucleotide messenger RNA. The record is from the annotation of a GenBank genome assembly. NCBI's taxonomy places the organism in Eukaryota, Metazoa, Arthropoda, Arachnida, Sarcoptiformes, Oppiidae.